Messenger RNA from Fusarium verticillioides 7600, 3218 nucleotides. Its product is annotated as L-amino-acid oxidase. Gene Ontology annotation, biological process: amino acid catabolic process. The coding region runs from base 228 to 2015 and encodes 595 amino acids. The transcript has a single exon. NCBI's taxonomy places the organism in Eukaryota, Fungi, Ascomycota, Sordariomycetes, Hypocreales, Nectriaceae. Gene Ontology annotation, molecular function: L-amino-acid oxidase activity; polyamine oxidase activity. The record is from RefSeq and is a predicted model, not a curated record.
GCAUAUUCGCUGGAACCUCAUAGCCGACUCCAAUGCAGCGAAGAUAUUAAAUGUAAUCGCAUGAUGGAGUAUAUGCCAUCAAGGUAGACAUGAAUUGUCGCAGCUGUGUGGUUCUCAGUGAUGAUGCUUGAGUACUUAUUGCUCAAUGACUUCGCAAACUUGUGCAAAGAUCAUUCAUCAUCUCUCGAUCUCUUUUGAUACCCCGAGUGCUUCUAUACCCACCAAACAUGGUCAAGUUUACCCAUCAGCUCUGGGGCGCCUCAGUUCUCCUGCUGCCAUGUUUGGGCAGCGUACAUGGCACUAGUUUACCACUUAAAGAUCGCCAACAAACUGGUUCCUGUGUCAACAAACCACAGAUGCAAGAUUUUGAAUCGGUCGGAGCUUGGUUCGACGACGUCGCGAAGCUCAAUUGCACCUCAGUCUCCAAAGUCCCCAAUGCCUCGAUCGCCAUUGUCGGGGGCGGUGUUUCCGGGCUUACCACCGCUCUCAUGCUAGAUAGCAUAGGUCUUCACAACUGGGAGAUCAUCGAAGCUAGCGAUAGAGUCGGCGGACGCUUCAGGACCAAGUUUGUCGGUGGUACACAGGAAUUUGCAGAGAUGGGCCCGAUGAGAUUGCCGUAUACCGUCACGUAUAAGAGUGAUAACUCUACACAUGAGUAUACGGAGCAUCGCCUGAUUUUCCAGUUGGCCGAGACUCUCAAUUCCAUGAAUGGCAAUGACUCAAAGUGGAAAGUAGACUUUAUCCCGUGGAUUCAACAUCAUCCCAAUGAGCUUAUUGCUUGGGGAACUGGUCGCCAUCCUGACGGCAGCAUCCCAACGAGAACAGACAUUCUCGCAAACUCAAGCCUCGCCAGACCGCCAGCUAUGGUCUCCGCCGAGUAUAACGAAACUAAGCGCCGUAUGAAUGAGAUCCUCAAGAACGAAACUAUGCUCAAAGCCAUUCAGGCCGACGUCUGGCGGUCUCACAAAUUCGUCAUGGGCCAGGGCUACGAUGACUGGAGUGAACAAUGUAUGAUGCGGGAAUCUUUCCAUGCCAGCGAGAACGUAACUGAUGCUAUCUGGACUGCGACGGAUUAUGAUGUCUUCUGGGAUGAAUUGGUGCACAACUCAAACCUAGCAUUGGAUGGGACGAAAGACUCUUUAGGCGAGACAGAGUGGAAGUGCGUUGAUGGAGGCUUCAAUCGACUCACCGAUGCUUUCAUCCCUCACGUUUCCGAUCGUCUGGUUCUCAAUCGCAAGAUCAGAAAGCUCGAACCAGUCAAGAGCAAAGAUGGCCAAACUCGAACAAGACUCUCAUGGUAUCCCAGCGUCAAGAAACGGACGUUCGAGUCGAAAGACUACGACUACACCAUCAUGGCAGUUCCCUUCACAAUGACCCGCUUCAUGGACCUCCCCUCAUUCUCAUCCGUCCUCGGCCGCGCAAUCAGCGAAGCAGGCCUACGCUUCAAAUCCGCCUGCAAAGUCUCCCUCCUCUUCUCCGAACGUUUCUGGGAGAAAGGCGACCGCCCCAUCUUUGGUGGUUACUCCAUUCCUGAGAGUAGACCCAUCGGCGCAUUAUACUAUCCUGUCUACGGACUAAAUGAGUCCCGACCUGGGCUGAUUACACACUACCGUGGUGGAGAUUGGAGUGAUCGCUACGUCAGCUUCUCUGACGAAGAGCACGUCCAGACAGUUCUCGCCGCAAUCGUUAGUCUUCACGGGGAGCAAGCGCGAGAGCUCUAUACGGGUGAUUAUGAACGGUUGUGCUGGUUGCAAGAUGAACAUACUGCGACAUCGUGGUGUCGUCCUGAUGUUGAGCAACACAAUCUGUACAUCCCGGCGUAUCAUCAGACGGAGCACAAUACUAUCUUCAUUGGUGAGCAUACAGCCCCGACGCAGGCUUGGAUUAGCUCAGCUAUAUACUCCGCUGCAAGGGGGACGAUUCAAUUGUUGCUAGAGCUAGGAAUGGUGGAAGAGGCAAAGGAGAUCAAUCGACGUUGGAUGGGAAGAUGGAUUAGGCACGAGGCCAAGCCAUGACUUGAGUAAGCCCUCUAAGCCCUGAUAAAGGGUCAUCUUGCCACAGGGCGGGCAAUACAUCUUUCAGUGCAGAUGUGGAUAGAUACCAAUAUUGCAUAUAGUUGGUGGAGCCACCUAACUAUAGAUUCGAUGCGGAAAGAUAAAGUCCUCCAGCUGCUGAUACGCUUCAUCAAGAUCGUCGUUGACGAUGAUCAUGUCGUGCACUCCAGUCUCUGCAAACUCAAGCUCUAGCUUGGCUUGUUCCAAACGCUGUCAGAUGCUCGCUUCAUUUUCGGUACCGCGGGAUCGAAGUCUGGCUUCGAGUGUUUCUAGACUCGGAGGCUUGAGGAAGAUAUAGCGAGCAACCAAGUCUGAAGACUGUAUCUUCUUGACGCCCUCCAUCUCGAUAUCCAAGAUGGGGGCCAGACCCUCCUUCAUCACCUCAGCCAUGGCUUUCCUGCUCGUGCCAUAGAAGUUGCCGCUGAAAUAAGUGUGCUCGACGAACUCUUUCCGCAUUUUCAUGCUGUGAAACUCUGGCGCGGAGCAGAAGAAGUAGGCGACUCCCUCAACCUCGCCAGGUUGCGGCUGGCGCGUCGUGUGCGAGACAGCGGAUGAGAAGAUGGUUGGGUGAUUGCCCUUCAAUCUUUGUAUUAAUGUACCCUUGCCAACGCCAGAAGGGCCAGAUAUAAUGAUGGGACGAGUGUCGAGCAGUGCUAGAGCAUGUUCAGCAUGAUGAAAGAAAGUAGUAGGGUCAAAGCAGUAGGUACCUGUGCUCAUGUGGUAUGUAAAUGACUCUGAGCCAGAGAAAUCCAUGUUCUCGACGAUAUUCAAGGAUGGAGACAGUUUAGAAGAGAAAUGAGAUUGUCUGUAGAGAGAUGGUGGUGAGUCGUCCGCGAUUGUUCGGAAGCGCAGUCACGUAUAAGUCUAAUAAAUUGGCUCCCUCUAUCGGUCUAUUAGAUGCAUAAAGUUGAGGGUUAAGAGUACUUCAAGCCCUACGGCAAAGUCAAACCUACUCAUCAUGUAUAGACAGUAAACUUUAAUGCCUACACAGCUGCCUAAGACGAUACUUUCUUAUGAAAAUCAGUUAGUUGCUAAACUAUGCAGCCAAAAUAUUCCGCCUCAGUGGUCCCUUUCAUCGCUCAACCAUGCACAUCUCCAACAACCAUCUCGUAGCUAGAACGCCAUGAUCUCCCCAGCAGAUAACUCCACAUCCAAACGCCAUGC